ACAGAACACAGAGAAAAAGAGUAACACUCAGAAACAGCUUCAUAAGACAGAAUUUCAAGCUUCACUUCUAAAACGCUUUCUUCUUUCUCUUAUUUUUUUCAACCAUCUCUCUCUCUCUCUCUAGAAACUAUCUCUCUCUCUCUCUCUCUCUAACUUUUUUGAGCGAGAAACACAUUUUCUGCAAUGUCGACGGCUCCGGCACCAUCUUCGCCGCCGUCGGGAAACGCCACGGCACCUCCUCCGUCGACCCCAGCCGCACCUCCUCCGGCUACACCUUCUGCACCACCACCUUCCAACCCACCUCCGGCAACUCCUUCAUCACCUCCUCCGGCGACACCAUCAGCACCUCCGCCGGCGACUCCUUCAUCACCACCUCCUCCGAAGACUCCCUCAGCACCUCCUCCAGCAACUCCUUCAACUCCACAACCCACACCUGCAGCACCGUCGACUUCCCCGCCGGCGCCAACCACGCCGUCACCUCCUGAAGGUGGAAACACUCCUCCGAGUCCACCUUCACGAGGCUCCCCGCCUCCUCCGAGAGGCUCUGAUCAAAGCCCUACACCGCCUUCCACCAAAACUCCGCCGUCGCCACCUUCAUCGUCGUCAAGUUUGAGUACGGGUGUAGUCGUCGGAAUCGCCGUGGGCGCGGUGGCGAUUCUUGUGGUGUUUAGUAUUCUUUGCAUUUGCUGUAGGAAGAAAAAGAGAAGACGCGAUGAAGAAUACUAUGGUCAGCAGCAUCAGCAACCACCACCUCAGGCACCCAAAUUUGAACCUUAUGGUGGUCCUCCAAAUCAGUGGCAACAUAAUGCUCACCCUCCUUCAGAUCAUGUAGCCUCAAUGAAGCCACCACCACCUCCUGCUCCGAUUCCAUCGCGACCGCCGUCUCAUGUUGCUCCGCCGCCUCCUCCUCCUCUAAUGAGCAGCAGUGGUGGUACCGGCUCAAAUUAUUCAGGCGGUGAACUACUUCCACCUCCGUCUCCAGGCCUUGCAUUUAGCACUGCAAAGAGCACGUUUACGUAUGAGGAGUUGGCACGUGCAACGGAUGGCUUCUCUGAUGCUAACCUCCUUGGACAAGGUGGAUUUGGAUAUGUUCAUAGAGGUAUUCUCCCUAAUGGUAAAGAGGUUGCUGUUAAGCAGCUAAAAGCUGGAAGUGGACAAGGAGAACGCGAAUUUCAAGCUGAAGUUGAGAUUAUUAGCCGUGUUCAUCAUAAACAUCUUGUUUCUCUUGUUGGAUACUGCAGCACCGGGUUUCAGAGGCUACUUGUUUAUGAGUUUGUUCCCAACAAUACAUUGGAAUUCCAUUUACAUGGAAAUGGACGACCAACAAUGGAUUGGGCAACAAGACUGCGAAUUGCUUUAGGAUCUGCAAAAGGACUUGCUUAUCUUCAUGAAGAUUGUCAUCCUAAGAUCAUUCAUCGUGAUAUUAAAGCUGCUAAUAUCCUUCUCGAUUUUAAGUUUGAAGCAAAGGUUGCAGAUUUUGGUCUUGCAAAGAUUGCUUCUGAUCUCAACACUCAUGUUUCUACUCGAGUGAUGGGAACUUUUGGGUAUCUGGCUCCAGAAUAUGCAGCGAGUGGAAAACUUACUGACAAAUCAGAUGUUUUCUCUUAUGGAGUCAUGCUCCUUGAGCUAUUAACUGGACGUCGACCGGUUGAUAAAAAUCAGACUUACAUGGAUGAUAGUUUGGUAGAAUGGGCUAGGCCUUUGCUUAUGCGUGCUUUAGAAGAAAAUAAUUUAGAUUCUCUGAUUGAUCCAAGGCUUCAGAAUGAAUUUGACCCUAGUGAGAUGACUCGUAUGGUAGCAUGCGCUGCAGCUUGCACACGCCACUCAGCAAAGCGUCGACCAAGGAUGAGCCAGGUUGUGCGCGCCUUAGAAGGAGACGUGUCACUAGCAGAUCUUAACGAAGGAGUACGACCUGGACACAGCAGUGUCUACAGUUCUCAUGAAAGCUCAGAUUAUGAUACUCAACAAUACAAAGAAGACAUGAUAAAGUUCAGAAAAAUGGCAUUAGGAACUCAGGAGUAUGCCGCAAGCAGCGAGUACAGUGCAGCUACAAGUGAAUAUGGCUUAAACCCGUCUGGCUCAAGCAGCGAAAACCAAAGCCGCCAGACAACAAGAGAAAUGGAAUUAAGAAAGAUGAAGAACAGUCAAGGAUUCAGUGGAAGUUCAUGAGCCUUGACACAAUUGUUUGCUACUAUUUUUUAUCUUGUAUAAAAAAAAAUCUCUGUCCUCGAUUUUCGACUUGGAUUGUGUAUACACACUCAGCCACAUCUGGAUUGCUCAUUUUUUAUUGGACGAUUCAGAUUCAAAAAAAAAUAUUAAGCUUGAAUUUGGAUAGUCUGGUCUUCGAACGGUCCAAAUGUAGCUGACUGCACACGACACGACCCAGAUCCCUUGAUUUUCAUCUAUGGCACAGUUGAAUUUUUCUUGACUGACAUGUUUGGAUUGACUUACCAAUUAUUGUUACUAUUUUUUCACAAAAAUGUUUCACAUAUUUUCAUUGUAUUUAUCAAGGUAUACAACAAAUAACCGUUGAUUCUUUCA
Vicia villosa (hairy vetch) is the source of this 2541-nucleotide messenger RNA. RefSeq names its product proline-rich receptor-like protein kinase PERK1. Gene Ontology annotation, molecular function: protein kinase activity; ATP binding. The coding region runs from base 184 to 2169 and encodes 661 amino acids. Lineage: Eukaryota; Viridiplantae; Streptophyta; Magnoliopsida; Fabales; Fabaceae. The record is from RefSeq and is a predicted model, not a curated record. The transcript has 8 exons. Gene Ontology annotation, biological process: protein phosphorylation.